Diceros bicornis minor is the source of this 1674-nucleotide messenger RNA. Its product is annotated as pantetheinase. The coding region runs from base 16 to 1560 and encodes 514 amino acids. NCBI's taxonomy places the organism in Eukaryota, Metazoa, Chordata, Mammalia, Perissodactyla, Rhinocerotidae. Gene Ontology annotation, molecular function: hydrolase activity, acting on carbon-nitrogen (but not peptide) bonds, in linear amides. The transcript has 7 exons. The record is from RefSeq and is a predicted model, not a curated record.
UCGUUGGACUUCAGCAUGAUUACUUCUCAGCUGCUGGCUUAUGUGGCAAUUUCGGUUCUCUGUGUCUGCAAAGCCAGCUCCCUGGACACCUUUAUUGCAGCUGUUUAUGAGCAUGCAGUGGUAUUGCCUAAUGCUACCCUAACGCCAGUGUCCCAGGAAGAGGCAUUGCUCUUAAUGAACCGCAAUCUGGAUCUCUUGGAGGGAGCAAUCACAUCAGCAGCAAAGCAGGGUGCACAUAUUAUUGUGACUCCUGAAGAUGGUAUCUACGGCUGGAACUUCAGCAGGGAUUCUCUCUACCCGUACUUGGAGGACAUCCCAGACCCUCAGGUGAACUGGAUCCCUUGUAACAAUCCCAACAGAUUUGGCCACACUCCAGUACAAGAGAGGCUCAGCUGCCUGGCCAAGGACAACUCCAUCUACGUCGUGGCGAAUAUUGGGGACAAGAAGCCAUGCAAUGCCAGCGACCCUCAGUGUCCCCCUGAUGGCCGUUACCAAUACAACACUGAUGUGGUGUUUGAUUCCGAGGGAAAGCUCGUGGCACGCUACCAUAAGCAAAACCUUUUCCUGGGUGAAGAUCAAUUCAAUGCACCCAAGGAGCCUGAGGUCGUGACUUUCAACACCACCUUUGGAAGGUUUGGCAUUUUCACGUGCUUCGAUAUUCUCUUCCACGAUCCUGCUGUAACCCUGGUGACAGAUUUCCAUGUGGACACCAUCCUCUUCCCCACAGCUUGGAUGAAUGUUUUGCCACAUUUGUCAGCUAUUGAAUUCCACUUGGCUUGGGCUAUGGGCAUGAGGGUCAAUUUCCUUGCGUCCAAUAUACAUUACCCCUCAAAUAGAAUGACAGGAAGUGGCAUCUAUGCUCCUGAUUCUCCAAGAGCAUUUCAUUAUGAUAUGAAGACCGAGGAGGGAAAACUACUCCUCUCACAACUGGAUUCCCACCCACACCGCCCUGCAGUGGUGAAUUGGACUUCUUAUGCCAGCAGUGUGGAAGCACUCUCGAUGGGAAACCAGGAAUUUAAGAACACUGUCUUUUUUGAUGAAUUCACCUUCUUUGAGCUCACAGAAGUCACAGGAAAUUACACAGUUUGUCAGAAAGAUCUCUGCUGUCAUCUAAGCUACAAGAUGUCUGAGAAGAGAGCAGAUGAAGUGUAUGCCCUAGGGGCAUUUGAUGGACUACAUACUGUGGAAGGGAGUUAUUAUUUACAGGUUUGUACACUGUUGAAGUGCAAAACCACAGAUUUACACACUUGUGGUGACUCAGUGGAAAGUGCUUCCACCAGGUUCGACAUGUUCUCGCUCAGUGGCACUUUCGGAACCCAGCAUGUCUUCCCUGAGGUGCUGCUGAGUGAAAUUCAGCUUGCACCCGGAGAAUUUCAGGUGUCAAGUGAUGGACGCUUGUUUAGUCUGACGCCGCCCUCUGGACCUGUCCUGACGGUGACUCUUUAUGGGAGGUUGUACGAGAAGGACCGGGCAUCCGAUGCUUCAUCCGACCUCACAGCACAAGCACUAGGAGUAAUGCUCAUAGUUCUAACACCCGUUGUGUUCUCAUUACGUUGGUAGAAUAUUUACAUUUUCUCUCUUUUAUUUCAGAUAAUUUAAAAAAUGAUGCAUGAGAAAAGAAAGAUGGGUCUGUGCUCUUGAUAAUAGUGAUUGUGGCCUCUGGUGUAAAUAAAU